Molecule: messenger RNA, 853 nt
Organism: Helianthus annuus (common sunflower)
Lineage: Eukaryota; Viridiplantae; Streptophyta; Magnoliopsida; Asterales; Asteraceae
Product: tRNA-uridine aminocarboxypropyltransferase 2
Exons: 2
Coding region: 28-771 (247 amino acids)
Source: RefSeq, a predicted model, not a curated record
UGUUCCGUUUUCUGAUUUUGAGUUGUGAUGGAGGAGGCAGAGAGAGGGAGGAGAAUUUGCUUGGGGUGUGAGCGGCCGGCGAGCGUGUGCCUAUGCGACUUUAUCCCGGGUGAAUCACUCUCCACCAGCACGCAGAUCGUAAUCCUGCAGCACCCACACGAACAACGCCACCCGCUUGCUACAGUGCCCCUCCUCAAUAAAUGCCUCACAAACUGCCAAACCCUAAUUGGCCGUCGCUUGCGUCACGGUCAUUCGCCUCUUCUUGACUCUCUCCAUGACAACCAUCCCAACCCUACCCAUGCGGCCUUUCUCUUUCCUGGUACAGAGCAGACUCCUUCAGUGGACAUCAAUGAGUGGAAGUCUUGGUUUGCGGAGGGUGAUGUGAACAAAUUUGUUCUAAUCGUUUUUGACGGGACAUGGAAGCAUGCAAAGGAAAUGGUAGCCGCUAGCCUUCCAUUCGUGUCAAAGUUUGCCACUCGGGUAAGUUUGACCUAUGACAUUCAUGUUGACGGUGAAACAAAAUUCAGCUCGGAUUUAACACUUAGGAAGGAACCUUUUGGUGGGUGUAUGAGUACAAUGGAGGCCGUUGCACGCUGUUUACGGGUUCUUGAACCCAAUGGGGUAGAGAUCGAGUCUCGGUUGGUUCAAGUUGUAAGAAUGAUGGUCAGAAUGCAGGCUUCCUUCUUGAAACCGACAAACCGAAGACCCAAGUUGUUGAAAAGGAGUAAAGAUGAUGAGAAAAAGAUUAAUUCCAAGUCUUUUUGUACUUGAUUUUUGGUUUUGACUGUAUAAAUGGAUUCAAUUCAUCAAGUUGUCUGUUAUAUGGACUAUGCAUUGCAUGAUGGUGGCUGUU